CCCGUGGGGACCCUGAGGCGAGCGAGUGGGUGUGUGCAUGAGGGGGAGCGGCCAAACUUCCUGUCCCGCGCUCGGGCUGCUUCCGGCGGGAGCCGGAAGACGCUGUUUGUGGACGGAAUUCGGGGCCGACUGACGGACGGAAGGCUGCCCGGGACUGGAAGGUUAAAUUGAUUAUCUACCCAGCACAGCAUCUUACAGGAAGAACAUUGUAUUUCUUAGAGGAAUGUGAGCAUAGCAGGAAGGUGUCAUUGACUUUCAAUUAAAUUUGAACUUGUCUGCUGAACAGCUACAGGGUUUGGAAGCAGAAUCAAUGUUAUCAGAUGAGUUAGAAUCCAAACCAGAGCUCCUGGUACAGUUUGUUCAGAAUACAUCCAUUCCAUUGGGACAGGGACUAGUAGAAUCAGAAGCUAAAGAUAUUACUUGCUUGUCUCUCCUUCCGGUGACUGAGUCCUCAGAAUGCAGCCGGCUAAUGUUACCAGAUGAUACUCCAAGUCAUACUAACUCCUCCAAGGAAGUCCCUUCCUCGGCUGUAUUGAGGAGCCUUCAGGUGAAUGUGGGCCCAGACGGAGAGGAGACGAGGGCUCAAACUGUACAGAAGUCCCCGGAGUUUUUGUCCACUCCAGAGUCUCCUAGCUUGUUGCAAGAUCUACAGCCAAGUGAUAGCACUUCUUUUAUUCUUCUUAACCUAACAAGAGCAGGUCUGGGCUCUUCAGCUGAACACUUAGUGUUUGUACAGGAUGAGGCAGAGGAUUCAGGUAAUGACUUCCUCUCCAGUGAGAGCACGGACAGUAGCAUUCCAUGGUUCCUCCGGGUUCAGGAGUUGGCCCAUGACAGUUUGAUUGCUGCUACUCGUGCACAACUAGCAAAGAAUGCAAAAACCAGCAGCAAUGGAGAAAAUGUCCACCUUGGUUCUGGCGAUGGGCAACCCAAAGAUUCUGGGCCACUUCCUCAAGUGGAAAAGAAGCUCAAGUGUACAGUUGAAGGCUGUGACCGGACAUUUGUGUGGCCAGCUCACUUCAAGUACCACCUCAAAACUCAUCGAAAUGACCGCUCCUUCAUCUGCCCCGCAGAAGGUUGUGGGAAAAGCUUCUAUGUACUGCAGAGGCUAAAGGUGCACAUGAGAACCCACAAUGGGGAGAAGCCCUUUAUGUGCCCUGAGUCUAGCUGUGGUAAGCAGUUCACUACAGCUGGAAACCUGAAGAACCACCUGCGUAUCCACACAGGAGAGAAGCCUUUCCUUUGUGAAGCCCAAGGAUGUGGCCGUUCCUUUGCUGAGUAUUCUAGCCUCCGAAAACAUCUGGUGGUUCACUCAGGAGAGAAGCCUCAUCAGUGCCAAGUCUGUGGGAAGACCUUCUCUCAGAGUGGGAGCAGGAAUGUGCAUAUGAAAAAGCAUCACUUGCAGCUGGGAGCAGCUGGGAGUCAAGAACAAGAGCAAACUGCUGAGCCACUCAUGGGCAGUAGUUUGCUUGAAGAGGCUUCAGUACCCAGUAAAAACCUGGUGUCUAUGAAUUCCCAGCCCAGCCUUGGUGGAGAGUCCUUGAACCUACCAAAUUCCAAUUCUAUCCUGGGAGUUGAUGAUGAGGUGCUUGCUGAAGGAUCCCCACGUCCCCUGUCUUCAGUGCCUGAUGUGACACAUCACUUGGUGACCAUGCAGUCAGGGAGGCAAUCAUAUGAAGUUUCUGUCUUAACUGCAGUAAAUCCACAGGAGUUACUAAACCAAGGAGACUUAACAGAAAGACGGACAUGAACGUGGGUACUGACUCCAGGAAGAGCAGCUCUAUCUGAUUGCAGAGUGCAUAUAGUGGGAACAGGAUGCUAUGGCUCAUGAUCUGCCAGAACCAAAAUGAAUGUGUGAAGGACAAGACCCCACUUUUGCCUCAGUUCAUCUUCCCUGGCAUAGAAGAUGGAUGUAGGAGAGGUUCUCUUCAAACUACCAUCCGAUCCAGAUAAGGAAUGAAGCAGUGACUGUGGGCUGGGUAACUGUACCUACCUCUCUUCCCACUGCAAGUUUUUUGGGAUGGACUUCUCUCAAAAGCGAAUUUGUUUAUGUGUUGGCUGAAGUUUUCCAUUGUGACUGAGGGGAGGUUUUCCUUGGAAGAGUUUUCAUCUCGACUCAGCUAUCUUUUCACGUAGAUGAACUAAGGCCUGCCACCAACCACAGAACUUCACCAGGAAGUUGAGUUUUCAAGAUGCCUUGUUGCUUUGAAGAAGGGAGUGAUGUCAGUUCUGUUGUGACAUUCUCCCUUUAGCAACCUGAGUAAGAGACUCUGCCACUGGGCUGCAAAAAAUAAAUUACUUGAAUCUCCCCUUAGCCCAGGCUGAGGUACUA
Galeopterus variegatus (Sunda flying lemur) is the source of this 2329-nucleotide messenger RNA. It is a transcript of the gene ZNF410, whose product is annotated as zinc finger protein 410. Gene Ontology annotation, cellular component: nucleus; PcG protein complex; transcription regulator complex. Lineage: Eukaryota; Metazoa; Chordata; Mammalia; Dermoptera; Cynocephalidae. Gene Ontology annotation, molecular function: transcription coregulator activity; RNA polymerase II cis-regulatory region sequence-specific DNA binding; DNA-binding transcription factor activity, RNA polymerase II-specific. The record is from RefSeq and is a predicted model, not a curated record. The coding region runs from base 311 to 1747 and encodes 478 amino acids. Gene Ontology annotation, biological process: regulation of transcription by RNA polymerase II. The transcript has 12 exons.